This is a messenger RNA of Lolium rigidum, 1437 nucleotides long. Its product is annotated as serine carboxypeptidase-like 26. Lineage: Eukaryota; Viridiplantae; Streptophyta; Magnoliopsida; Poales; Poaceae. Gene Ontology annotation, cellular component: vacuole. The coding region runs from base 1 to 1437 and encodes 478 amino acids. The record is from RefSeq and is a predicted model, not a curated record. The transcript has 10 exons. Gene Ontology annotation, biological process: proteolysis. Gene Ontology annotation, molecular function: serine-type carboxypeptidase activity.
AUGGCCUCUUCUUCAACAAGGCUCCAAUCCAUACACCACCAUCAACUCUUCAUUUUCUUGGCUUCCCUUUCAUUGCUACAGAUAGUCGCAACACAGGAUGAGCAGCUAGCUGAUAGGGUGUCCUUCCUCCCUGGCCAGCCAAAGAACCCACAGGUCUCUCAUUUCUCCGGGUACAUCACUGUGGACUCGCAGAGUGGCCGGGCACUCUUCUACUGGUUCUUUGAAGCGCAGAAACAACCCUCUCAGAAGCCUCUCCUGCUAUGGCUCAAUGGAGGUCCUGGUUGCUCGUCUGUGGGAUACGGAGCAGCUUCUGAGCUGGGGCCUCUCCUGAUCAAUGGAAAUGGAACAGGUUUGGAGUUCAACAAGUUUGCAUGGAAUAAAGAGGCCAAUUUGCUGUUCCUGGAGUCUCCUGUUGGAGUUGGUUUCUCUUACACAAAUACAUCCUCUGAUCUGGACAAAUUGGACGAUCAUGUCGUUGCUGAGGAUAGCUACACCUUCUUGGUGAAUUGGUUCAAGAGGUUUCCUCAGUACAAGAACCAUGAAUUGUACAUCUCAGGAGAGAGCUAUGCAGGCCAUUAUGUUCCUCAGCUCACGGAAGUGGUUUAUGAGCGCAACAAACAACUCGAAACAAAUCAACGUAUCAAUUUGAAAGGAUUUAUUGUUGGCAACGCAGAGACUAACGAUUACUAUGACUACAAGGGACAAGUUGAAUUCGCUUGGAGCCACUCGGUGAUUUCAGAUCAACUUUACGAGCAUGUUAAUAGUGUUUGUGACUUCAGGCUUUCAUCCUGGACCAAAGGGUGUAGACAUGUAAUGGCUACUGUCUAUGCCCAGUACGAUAAGAUUGACAUCUACAAUGUAUAUGCACCUAAGUGCAACACUCAAGAAUCAGGACUGUUCUCUACCUCUGACAGCAUGCCUGAAAUGAAUACCAAGAAGAGGUUGACAAGAGCAAGGAUGUACUCAGGUUAUGAUCCAUGCUACUCAACCUAUAUCGAAGAUUAUAUGAACAGGAUGGAUGUGCAGAAAUCACUUCAUGCAAAUAUCAGUGGAUGGAUUAAGGAUAGAAGGUGGAGUCUCUGCAGUUAUUCUAUUUUUGACAACUACAAGGACGUGGUUUUUUCUGUUCUUCCUAUUUACUCCAAGCUUGUCAAGGCAGGACUAAGAAUUUGGGUCUACAGUGGAGACGUGGAUGGAAGGGUUCCGUUUAUUGGGUCCCGUUACUGCGUAGAAGCCCUUGGCCUUCCUGUAAAGUCACAGUGGCAACCAUGGUACCUAAACAAUCAGGUCGCUGGAAGGUUUGUGGAGUACGAAGGACUGACGAUGGCUACUGUGAGAGGAGCAGGGCAUGCAGUGCCUCAAGACAAGCCAGCCGAGUCACUCGUGGUAAUCAGUUCCUUUCUUUCACACAGACAACUGCCAACAAGAAAGAACUGA